UAUCAAGUUGGGCAACUUUAUUCUGUAGCCCAAGUUAGUAAAAAUGAAACAGGUGGUGGUGAAGGUGUUGAAGUGAGAAAGAAUGAGCCAUUUGAAAAUUUCCCUUUACUAGGUGGAAAAUAUUCAAGUGGUCAAUAUACAUACAAAAUAUAUCAUUUAGCAAGUCGUGUUCCUGCCUACAUCAGAUUAUUAGCACCAAAAGGUUCUUUGGAAGUACAUGAAGAAGCAUGGAAUGCAUAUCCAUAUUGUCGAACUGUUAUAACAAACCCUGGUUAUAUGAAGGAUGACUUUUUCAUAUCCAUAGAAACAAUGCAUUGUGCAGAUAGAGGGGAUCAAGAAAAUGUACAUGAACUUCCACCUGAGAAGUUAAGAAUAAGAGAAGUAGAAUACAUUGAUAUAGGAAAUGACCCUGUAGCACCUAAGGAUUAUAAAGAAACCGAAGAUCCUAGUAAGUUCAAGAGUGAGAAGACUGGCAGAGGUCCAUUAACAGGUAAUUGGAGGGAAACUGUCAAUCCUGUAAUGUGCGCUUAUAAAUUAGUCACAGUAGAAUUCAAAUGGUUUGGUUUACAAACUAAAGUAGAAUCAUUUAUCCAAUCUACAGAACAAAGGCUUUUCCUGAAAUUUCAUCGAGAAGUAUUCUGUUGGAUAGAUCAGUGGUAUGGCUUGACAAUGGCUGAUAUACGUCGAAUGGAAGAAGAAACCAAAAACGCUCUUCAAGCUCAAAUAGCAGAAGGAGAAAUUAGAGGAACACUUGUUGAAGAAUAACUAAUUUUGUAUUUAAAUACUAUAUUUUAUAAUAUAGGUUUUUGCCUCAACAAAUUUAUAGCAUUUCUAUUAAAAAAAAUUUUAUAUGAA
Stegodyphus dumicola is the source of this 855-nucleotide messenger RNA. Its product is annotated as phosphatidylinositol transfer protein. The record is from RefSeq and is a predicted model, not a curated record. Gene Ontology annotation, molecular function: phosphatidylinositol transfer activity; phosphatidylinositol binding; phosphatidylcholine intramembrane carrier activity. Gene Ontology annotation, biological process: phospholipid transport. Lineage: Eukaryota; Metazoa; Arthropoda; Arachnida; Araneae; Eresidae. Gene Ontology annotation, cellular component: cytoplasm.